Labrus mixtus (cuckoo wrasse) is the source of this 5882-nucleotide messenger RNA. RefSeq names its product DIRAS family, GTP-binding RAS-like 1b (gene diras1b). Gene Ontology annotation, biological process: signal transduction. Bases 1446 to 2042 code for a protein of 198 amino acids. Gene Ontology annotation, molecular function: GTPase activity; GTP binding; GDP binding. The transcript is spliced from 3 exons. The record is from RefSeq and is a predicted model, not a curated record. NCBI's taxonomy places the organism in Eukaryota, Metazoa, Chordata, Actinopteri, Labriformes, Labridae. Gene Ontology annotation, cellular component: plasma membrane.
GAUUGCUACUUGAAAGCAACCGGCCGUGCAGUUCCCGGGGUGUACCGACAGAGGGAGACAGAAACAAGGCUGUGUGGACGAGGAGUUGGUGAGUCAUACAGUGAGACCGUCACGUACCGACACAGCUCAAAACAAGGCCUGGUCUGACUGGACCACCGACCUUUUAUUAGCACGAGGGCUUUUAUCAAAACACCCCUUUAAAAAUAGAAUGACAUUAAUUAAAUGUUCUUAUUUCUGCCGACUGACAUUUCAUUUGGGCAUAUUUAGGAUGGGCUGGAAUACUUCCUGGUUUGUGGACUAUGUGAUCUCUUACCAUCGUGCCACUAAUUCCAUGUCUAUUGUUUUAGUUUGUGUAGGCCUACUGUUUAUGCAGCCAUUAACCAUACUGUGCAUACUGUACACAUGUUUAGGCUUAGUAGCUCUGUCCAUGGUCCUGAAACACAUUGGGGUCGCUGUCCGUGGUGCUGAUCAGGAUUUAGCCAACGAUACAUCCCAAAUGACCCCACCAAUACUCCCCACAAAGCAUUUCAUCGUAUAUUUUUAAACUAUCUUUGGUAAACUUCAUGUCUUAGUGUUACAUUUCUUAGUUUAAACAUGAACAAUCAAACAUGUAUUAGUUUCUAAAGAUAUCUAUCAAACAACGUAAUGUGAGAAUGAUUUACCAUGUAAUGUGAUCCAGUUGAUCCAACAAUUUCCUUCCCUGACCUUUGACUAUCACACUACUAAACUCAAGAUCUAACGUGUCAGUCAUAGGCCAAGAUGUAGGGUAGGUGUCAAAGUACCUUAACCCUGGAAAAACAGUAUUUUUUUUGAUGUGCCUGAAACGUUGACAAAAUGAUAUGAGACUCAGCUAAGUAGACUUUACGUUUGAAACGUGAAUGAUUUUAACAAUUGUGCUGCUUUAAUAUUAUUCUACGGGAUAAUCUAACAUGUUUCCUGGUUCUUUAUUCUAUUACAUGGCCCGACUUGUGAAUAAUUCAAUUUUGCAUGUGUAGUGUCCUAUUAAAAAAACAAUUCUUCCUAUUAGGCUACUUCAGUUUUUUUUUUUUUCUCGAUUAUGGUGUUUGGAACUAUCUCGUGUUCAGAUUCCCACAGAUGCUAAUAUUCCAGCGUCCAGUCUCCAGCCACUUGGUAUUUGUAAGAACUGAGAGAAAAUCAAGUGUGGACAGAAAAGGGAGAGGGCAUAGCACCUCCCACGUCCUUUCUGCGAACGAGAGAGAUAGAGAAAGGGGGAUAGAGAGGCAGAGAGAGAGAGAGAGAGAGAGAGAGAAUCUGCUGUCGUGGUGUUGGAAAUCGGACGACAUGAGCUCUACAUGAACCGUGUAAAAUGUUUUAAGACGCUUUCGGCGUUUGUCUUUUAUCCGUCUAAACCAAGGACGAGCCUGAAGCGGAGCUACAUACUUCACGACCAGGUGUAACACUGUCUCAAGCCUGAGGGGGGCAGAAUGCCGGAGCAGAGCAACGACUAUCGCGUGGUGGUGUUUGGAGCAGGAGGAGUGGGGAAGAGCUCCCUGGUCCUACGGUUUGUAAAGGGCACCUUCAGGGAUACUUACAUCCCCACAGUGGAGGACACCUACCGCCAGGUGAUCAGCUGUGACAAGAGUGUGUGCACCCUCCAGAUCACCGACACCACGGGGAGUCACCAGUUCCCGGCCAUGCAGCGCCUGUCCAUCUCUAAAGGCCACGCCUUCAUCCUGGUCUACUCCAUCACCAGCAAACAGUCCCUGGAGGAGCUCAAACCUAUUUACCAACAGGUCUUGGCCAUAAAGGGCAACGUUGAGGCAAUCCCCAUUAUGCUUGUGGGCAACAAGAGCGAUGAGACCCUGCGGGAGGUGGAGACCAAGGAUGGGGAAGCCCAGGCUAACCAGUGGAAGUGCGCCUUCAUGGAGACGUCAGCCAAGACCAACCACAACGUCACUGAGCUCUUCCAGGAGCUGCUCAACCUGGACAAGAAGAGGAACAUGAGCCUCAACAUCGACGGCAAGCGCUCAGGAAAGCAGUCCCGUGCCGAGAGACUGAAGGGCAAAUGCAGCGUGAUGUAAAACCCGAAGAGGACGAGGCCGAGGAGGACAGGGGAGUCUGAGGAAAAGAGAGGAAAAAGGAGAAACGGAGGAAAGAAUGAAGACGAGAGAAAAGAGGGACUCAUUAUCAGUCAGACGGAGCAAAAUAACUGGAGGACAACGGAAAUCUCAUCUUCACAUCCUCCUCUGAUAGACUGGUGCAUUCACAACCACAACUAAGCAGUUAUUUUAAAGGGACAUACAGGAUUUCCAUUUGGAGCGUUACAUCCAUUUGCAUACUGCUAAAAGGAGAAAUGGGGCAGACCGAUGCAGGAUAUGGAGAAGCAAUGGCGUGGGUCAUUUAAGAAUUACCUGAAGUCAGUUCUUUCUGGAAUUCUGCAUCACCUGAGUGUCAAAUCUUGGCUUAGGAGCUCAUCACGACCUGGGACUGCAUCCACGAUCACAAUCUGCAGCAAUGCUUGAUGAAAAACCUGGAGGAUUCUGAUCUACACAAAGCGUUCAGCGUCCUCUCUCACUUCUACACCUCCCUCCCUUCCUGCUCAGCUCACACUUUAACUUACCCCCCUUGUCAUCCUGGCAACCUCAUCCUUUGCAUACUAUUAAAAAAAAAAAAUAGAGAAAUGUGAUGUGUGCGUGUAACAGAGUCAACAAUGUAAUUUAAGCUCACCUAUCUGGUAGAAACACGAUUUUAAGAGACUGAUGUGUCCAUCACGCUACAAAGCACAGGACCCGGCAGUUUGAGACUGCUAGCAUGAGCGACACGCAUUACAGCAGCAAAACAUACGACUCAGCUACAUUCAGGAGCCACACCUGAGGACUCUGAUGUAUAUAAACAUUGGAUAUUUCAAUAUAUUCCAAAUGAGCUACACAUGCCCCACCCGAACGAUUAAAUCAGGAAGAGGUCGAAGUUCAAGUCAUUAAUGCUUCAAGUCAUGAAUCACUUCUGAAAGACUGGAAAAGGUCUGAAUUUACUUAAACCACUCUUUAAAAAAGCUCUCUUAUCGAAGCGACGGAUUCAACGCAACAAUCCUUUUAAGACUCAUCUCAUGUAGAAUAAGUUGGACUCUGAUCAAAACACGAUACAGAAACGAAAGUCUGCCUUGUCGACCAGGACCAUAGACUCAGAUAAUCAUUGCCAAGCUGGUAAGACAAAAGCAAACUGGGAUGGCUUUUUGUUUUGUGUUGUUCUGAGGUUGAGAAUGUCUGUUUGCUUUGCACUUUUCAUCUAACAUUUCUCGUCUUUUGCCUUGUAUUUUUUCUUGUUCGUUUAGCCUAAUAAUAAUCUUCAAAUUCAUGUCAAAGAAGAAAAAAACAGAAAUCCGCCCAAACAAAAAAGCACACAAAGAAGAUGAAUACAUAAAUGAAAUAAUGGAAUGAAUGUAAAAAAAAAAAAAAUAGAAAAAGAAGAAGAAGAAAGAAGCUCCAUGCUGCUUAUUCAGUGUGACCUGAAUCAGUAAUGUUUUUGUUCUCUUUGUUUGCUUUGGUCACAUUACCUUUCAAAUGCUCAUUGCAGGGCAACAGGAAACAGAAUCACAUCCAUAAACACACACACACCUGCACAUCAUGUGCAAAAAAGAUGCAUUCAUGCAGGAGUCCAAACAAAAAAUAGAGGUCAACCGUGUAACAUGAAGACAAACAGGGCUCGCUCAGCCUAAAUGCCCUCACAUUGCACUUUAUAUCGUAAACACACACACACACACACACACACACACACUUAACAGUGAUUUGUCAUGUUUUUGCAUAUGUUAUUUAUUAAUGAUAUCUACUUAAAAAUAUACUCCUGUUUCCACAGACUAGCUCUUAUGUAUGUCCAAAGUGCAUGUAUACACCUUUUUGUUUUUACACAGGAGCUCUGAAAAAUUGUACACAUUGUACACAGGCAAGCCAAAAGCACAAUACUUUUUUACCAACAUAUCUAUUUGUACAUUUUAUUUCUUUCUCUUUUUUGUAUAUUGUUUAUGAUUUUCACCUUAAACCUUCAUCAAAUAAGAACUGAAAAAUGGAAGAACAAUCCCAUCAUCAUCACCACCAUAGGUAGCUCUCCGUCUUGUUGUGAAGUGCUUCUUUUUUCUUUUCUUUUUUGUCUCGUAUGUGGCACAAUGAGGUUGUGAUUCUGCUGAACAACAGGGUAUUGUGACGUGACGGCUGAUGUGCGAAUGGUGAAGUGUGCAAAUGUGACGUGACCCCCAAAAGGAUUGUAGACGGUACAUUAGCACGGGCAGAGUAAAGUCAGAUUAUUCGUCUCCAUCUCUCAGGCGGUUUUAACUACAGUUUGGGUGGAGCAUAAUCUGCCCGUGUACUGUUUAAUACCGAAAGACACAGAUGAUGCCCCCUCUUAAAUGUGUAUCCAUCUCUCUGGAAAGCACAGCAGCUGUUUUUUUUUUUUUUGUCUCUGUCUUUACGUGUGCAGCAGAAUCAACAACUGGGCACUUUAGGGUGACAUUUUACUUGAAGAUUUGCUUAAAAAAUCAGCAACACCUCAUUAAUUAGCACCAUGUAAAAUGUCCCUUCUGCAUUGUUCACGCCCCCACAGACUCACAUCACAGAGGUGUAGUUAGUGUAAAUAAGCAUAAUGAUAGAAGAAUUCGAUGUGUAUACAAGCUUCAAGUAAGAUGUUACCCAAGUAAUGAAAAACUAUACUGGCUCCUCUUGUUACAGUAGGAGGUUUGAUGUUGCUAUGUACUGUAAUACACGGCUCAUUAUGUUGCUAAUAUUAUAUGUAACUAUUUGACACAACCCAUUUUUUUUUCAGAUCAAUCAGAUACAGUAACAAUAGCCAAAUGUGAAUAUGUAACUGUAAGGUUCCACUCCUUGGCUGUGACUUUUAUUUUUUAUUUUUUGCUGACUGAAUUCAUUGUUAUCUGUUGUACUUUGCACUAAUGUGAGGUCCUGUUAAACUCAAACAUUUGCAUUGUAAACCUACCCUUUACCUGUUAGGUGCCAGGGAUGCUCACAUGGGCUCUUUACUUUUAUCUUUUUAUUUAAAAAAAAAAAAAAACAAGAUGCAUAUGAUAAUAUUUGUUCUUAAGCAUAAGAUUUCAGCAAGAUGGAGUGAUUUCUGCCAUAAUGUGUCCAUCUUAAGAUUACAAUGGGUCUGGAACUUGGAUCGGGCAGCUCUGCUCUGAUCUGAUGUGUAGCUACCAGCAGUGGUGGUGCACUCUGCAUAAAUAUCAGCUUGACAUGUCUGGUUGCUCCACACAAAACGCCAGAUUGCAAGCGCAUGUUUGUGCAAUCUGUUGUUCAGGAGACUGUCGCUGUUCAUGUUCCUGUGUGAAAUCUGAUACAGCAGGGAGGAGGCAAAAACAAUGAGACAGCGUGCAGGAUCAGUGUGCACAACAAGCUCGGAAGAGAGAGCGAGCUUUGCUAUUAAUAGAAAUGGUGUGAGAGAAAAAAACAAGUGCUAAUGCACAAACAGUGGCCUGUGUAGGAUUCAGAUGUUCUCUGCAUAUGGAGAGGUGUGCGUUUGUGUGUGUCCCUUGAGUUUCUCGGUAGUGUGAGUUAAUAAUGGGCAUGAAUUAGGACAGACACCUCUCCUCCCAUCGCUUGUCUCACCUUAUAUUUCAAUGAAGAAUAGUCACUGCUGCUGCUGUCUGAAUUUACGUGUGUGCUUGUGACCACGAGUGCAUAAUUGCAUGUCGCAAAAUCAGCCCCCGAUUCGCCUCCCUUCACUCCGGCCUGCAGGAGUGUGAGUGUGUGCUGUUGUACCGUUCUUUAAAAUGUCUGUCAGAUGUUUGAAGCUUUCCUGUGGAGAAUGCCUACACAUUUCUGCAUGAGUCAUCCCUCAUUGCUCAAAAUACUUCAAUACACAAACACACACACACACACGCAUAUAAUACAGGCAUGGAGGCUAAAUAAAUAAAU